AUGUCCAUGCAACAAGUCCAACAUUGUGUCGCAGAAGUACUUCGACUAGAUCCACAAGAAAAACCGGACUGGUCGAGCGGAUAUUUGAAGAAGUUGACUAAUGCGACAUCGAUUUUAUAUAAUACUUCACUGAACAAGGUAAUGCUGAAACAAGAUGAAGAGGUUGCUAGAUGUCACAUAUGUGCAUACAUAGCGUCACAGAAAAUGAAUGAAAAACACAUGCCUGACCUUUGCUAUUAUAUAGACAGUAUUCCCUUGGAGCCGAAAAAAGCCAAGCAUUUAAUGAACCUUUUCAGACAAAGUUUAUCUAAUUCUUCACCUAUGAAACAAUUUGCUUGGACACCGAGCCCCAAAAAGAACAAACGCAGUCCAGUAAAGAACGGUGGGAGGUUUACUUCUUCUGAUCCGAAAGAGUUGAGGAAUCAACUGUUUGGUACACCAACUAAAGUUAGGAAAAGCCAAAAUAAUGAUUCGUUCGUAAUACCAGAACUACCCCCCAUGCAAACCAAUGAAUCGCCGUCUAUUACUAGGAGAAAGUUAGCAUUUGAAGAGGAUGAGGAUGAGGAUGAAGAGGAACCAGGAAACGACGGUUUGUCUUUAAAAAGCCAUAGUAAUAAGAGCAUUACUGGAACCAGAAAUGUAGAUUCUGAUGAGUAUGAAAACCAUGAAAGUGACCCUACAAGUGAGGAAGAGCCAUUAGGUGUGCAAGAAAGCAGAAGCGGGAGAACGAAACAAAAUAAGGCAGUUGGAAAACCGCAAUCAGAAUUGAAGACGGCAAAAGCCCUGAGGAAAAGGGGCAGAAUACCAAAUUCUUUGUUAGUAAAGAAGUAUUGCAAAAUGACUACUGAAGAAAUAAUACGGCUUUGCAACGAUUUUGAAUUACCAAGAGAAGUAGCAUAUAAAAUUGUGGAUGAGUACAACAUAAACGCGUCAAGAUUGGUUUGCCCAUGGCAAUUAGUGUGUGGGUUAGUAUUAAAUUGUACAUUCAUUGUAUUUAAUGAAAGAAGACGCAAGGAUCCAAGAAUUGACCAUUUUAUAGUCAGUAAGAUGUGCAGCUUGAUGUUGACGUCAAAAGUGGAUGAUGUUAUUGAAUGUGUAAAAUUAGUGAAGGAAUUAAUUAUCGGUGAAAAAUGGUUCAGAGAUUUGCAAAUUAGGUAUGAUGAUUUUGAUGGCAUCAGAUACGAUGAAAUUAUAUUUAGGAAACUGGGAUCGAUGUUACAAACCACCAAUAUUUUGGUCACAGACGACCAGUACAAUAUUUGGAAGAAAAGAAUUGAAAUGGAUUUGGCAUUAACAGAACCUUUAUAA
This is a messenger RNA of Saccharomyces cerevisiae S288C, 1308 nucleotides long. It is a transcript of the gene ORC6, whose product is annotated as origin recognition complex subunit 6. Gene Ontology annotation, cellular component: nuclear origin of replication recognition complex; nucleus. Gene Ontology annotation, biological process: DNA replication. Lineage: Eukaryota; Fungi; Ascomycota; Saccharomycetes; Saccharomycetales; Saccharomycetaceae. Gene Ontology annotation, molecular function: DNA binding. The record is from RefSeq and is marked reviewed. Bases 1 to 1308 code for a protein of 435 amino acids. The transcript has a single exon.